Messenger RNA from Chaetomium globosum CBS 148.51, 1179 nucleotides. RefSeq lists its product as uncharacterized. The record is from RefSeq and is a predicted model, not a curated record. The coding region runs from base 1 to 1179 and encodes 392 amino acids. Lineage: Eukaryota; Fungi; Ascomycota; Sordariomycetes; Sordariales; Chaetomiaceae. Gene Ontology annotation, molecular function: hydrolase activity. The transcript has a single exon.
AUGACGGCCAACUUGCCGGAGAUCGCCCUUCUUCGGGACGUGGUGGAAGGCCACCGACCCAAUCUCACCCAAUAUGCCGACUUCUAUCGUGAUGUACACCGGCAUCCUGAAGUUGCGGCAAUGGAGAAGGAAACGGCUGAGAAAGUGGCCGCACAUCUGACCCGUCUUGGUUUCAAAGUCCAUUCUGGCAUCGGCGGUCACGGCGUUGUGGGGGUAUUUCAGAAUGGCGUAGGAAAAACCAUCUUGACGCGGGCCGAGCUCGAUGCAUUACCGAUUCUGGAGCAGACAAGCGUUCCCUACCGCAGUGAGCGGCGGAUGGUGGACCGAUACGGAAACGAGCGUCCCACCAUGCAUGCCUGUGGCCAUGACAUGAACAUGGCUGCUCUGUUGGCCGCUGCCGAUCUGCUGAACUCUGCCGCCCACCGGUGGAAAGGUACCCUGUUGGUGGUUUUCCAACCUGAGGAGGAAGAAUUGUCAGGGGCGAAGGCUAUGCUAGACGACGGCUUCUACGACUUGGUUCCCGUGCCAGAUAUCAUGCUAAGCCAGCAUGUGGUGCCGGCACGCGCCGGCACAGUAGCGAUACGAUCUGGCCCGAUACUCGCCGCUGACACAAUGCGCAUCAGGGUCAUUGACGGCCCUUGCGAAGGCAGCAUCAACCCGCAGUUUUGCGUCGACCCGGUACUUCUUGGAAUGCGCAUCGUGUCGGGGCUUCAGGAUGCCGUGACGAAGGAGGUCGGACAGGACGAGGAUGCCACCGUGGCCUGCUGGGGGUUUCAUGCCGGGGUGCCCGGGAAUGAUUAUGUCGCCUAUGCCAACAUCCUUCUCGACAUCAAAACGGUCAAGUCCGAUAUACCUCAACGUGUGCUUGGCCUCAUCACAAAACUAUUUCUGGACCAGUGCCGCGCCGCCGGUGUCCCACGGGAUCCCGAAAUCAACCACAGCGUUCGCGCGCCGCUAACCAGCAACCAUGAGUCCAUCGUCAAACCCAUUGACCGCGUUUUCAGGGAUUACUUUACGUCCAAAAUGACUGAAAUGGCAUUUGUGCGCUCCACCGAGGACUUUUCUGUCUUCGGCGCUACCCACAACAUCCGCGGUGGAAGAAAUGAUUGGAGACCAAAAUCACUAUACACGCAUCAUACCCAGGGGUCUGGUAGCACGAGGCGUGAGAUUAGGAGAUAA